This is a messenger RNA of Rhizoctonia solani, 663 nucleotides long. RefSeq lists its product as uncharacterized. The coding region runs from base 1 to 663 and encodes 220 amino acids. Lineage: Eukaryota; Fungi; Basidiomycota; Agaricomycetes; Cantharellales; Ceratobasidiaceae. The transcript has a single exon. The record is from RefSeq and is a predicted model, not a curated record.
AUGAGUGCGAUCUCUCCUUUAACCAAUCCCCACCGUCUUGAACGCCCAUGCUACUUAUUCUGGAACGAUGAGUUUACAUCUCGUUCAAAUGCUCGAAAAAAUCACCUGUGGACUUCCCCCGAAUUCCCCCUAGUUGCUCCCAUAGCUGAAGGCGAGAGUUUUGAUUCCACUUACUACGAUGAAGAUAGCGAUGGCCAAUCAGACACCGAUGAUUCAGAUGUGUCCAGAGAUCCUUUGGAUUUGAUUGGAACGCCAAAUGUGCCAAUACAAGCUACUAUCGUGGUUGAGGGAAAGCGCAUCCCUGAUUGUGAUAUUACUAGGAGCCAGUUGUCAUUGUCAUUGGGACUCAAGCAAAAUCUUGGCCUUGCUCGUCAAGACAUUGAUAACAAGAAGCGGUUUGUAUUUGAGAUAUACCGCUGUGCUUCGUUUAUUGCAAUCACGUUUGCAGGUCCCUAUUGGUCUUUUGUUGUUUGUAGAUCCAAUGAUUCUUGUCUGCAAUGGAGCAGGCCCAUUGCGGCAGGCACCGACACGCACAAUACCAUCCUCGAUACAAUAUUUCGCAUUGCAGAGAGUUACCCAGAAAAUCCUGCGGCAGACCCAAGAACACAACCCCUUGUUGAUACCUACCUCCAGGUAGGCGAGGACUAUACUGUUAUGAUGUAG